UUUAGAAGACGGAUCACAAUACUGUACGUGCCAUAGGAAGAGGAGGAGGAGACCUUUGUUUGUCGCGAUGGAGGUGGUGGUCGAGAAGCCUGAUGUUGAGGAGGAGAGACAAGUAGGGUGUUUUCACGACGACCAUGGCGACCAAAUCAGAGAGGAUUCCACCUUGAUUCCAAGUGAAAAAUGGGCCAUGGAGUGCACAUCUGCAAGGCCAUCAUCUUCAAACCCCAAAGAUUCAACUUCACUUACUCAGGAACACCGACUUGAAUCCACUAAAGCAGAAAUGGUUGAGGUGAGGGAAGAAAACGAAAGAUUGAAGAUGAUUUUAACUCAGAUUACCGAGGAUUACCGGUCUCUCUCCGAUGUUGUUCGACGAGAGCAAGCUAAGAAGCCUAUUAAGAACACACCAGCUGAUGAUGAAGAAGUGGAAGAAACUAUCUCAUUGAGACUUGGGACAAGCUCAAGUGGGCAAAGGAAGGAAGACAAGAUGAAAAUAGUUACAGGCAAAGACAGUGAAAGGUUUGGAGGAUGCCUAACGCUCGGACUGAACAUGAAAUUUGAAGGGUCUGAUGACAGUCUCAAAGAGCCGGUGCUGAAUCUGAGCUCAGACAACAGCUCCGAGGAGCUCAAGGAAGAAGAUACCGGCGCGGAGCCAUGGCCACCAAGCAAAGCAGCGAAGAGUGCCAGAAAUGGAGAUGAUGAGGUUUCACAGCAACCCCUAGUCAAGAAAGCUCGCGUAUCCGUUAGAGCAAGAUGCGAUGGCACCACGAUGAAUGAUGGUUGCCAGUGGAGGAAAUAUGGGCAGAAAAUAUCAAAAGGAAAUCCAUGCCCUCGAGCUUACUAUCGUUGCACAGUUGCACCAGCAUGCCCGGUGAGGAAGCAGGUGCAAAGAUGUCAAGAGGAUAUGUCGAUAUUGAUCACCACCUACGAAGGGACUCACAACCAUCCACUGCCAAUCUCAGCCUCUGCCAUGGCCUCCACGACCGCAGCUGCCGCCAGCAUGCUGUUGUCUGGUUCAUCAGCAUCGCAACCUGCCGUCGGUUUCCCUGGCUCGUUUUCCACCGCCAUGUGCAACCUCGCCACCUCUAUUAAUGGCAACCUUCAUGGCCUAAAUCUCAGCGUUUCAGACAAUCUCAGAUCGCAGCAGUUUCAUCUUCCAAACCCUUUAAUCUCUUCCAUUACUUCCCAUCCCACAAUCACUUUAGAUCUCACCGUACCACCAUCAUGCAGUUUCCAAGCAAACCAAUUCAGCAGUUUCUCAUCAAACUUCACCACCACCACCCCAAGAUACUCGUCAACGGGAUUCAACAUCUCAUCCUCAGAUACUAAUAGCUUGCCGACGUAUGAGAUCAGUAAAUACUUGAACAAUGGAGCCAAGCCAUAUGACAAGAGCUCAGUAUCUCUGAGCCUUGGCAGGCAACCCCAUGACUAUCUUUAUCGAUCCUAUCUGCAGAAGACCACCAAGCCAAGCACUCCUCCAAACCAGCAUCCGUUGACUGACACGCUUGCAAAGGCGAUCACGUCGGAUCCUAAGUUCCAUUCGGCACUAGCGGCCACCAUAACAUCAUAUGUCGAAGCUCGCGGAGGCAAGGAAGCUGUUGGCCAUGGUCUCGAGUGGGGAGAGCAGCACUUGAAUUCACUUGCGCUUCCCUUCCCGGCGGCACCACAAGGGAAUGGUUGUGCGACGUCGAGCUACUUUAACAGGUUGCCGGGGUUGAAUUUGAACACCCAGCAAGGGAGUCUCCUGCUGCAGUCAUCCCUGGGGUUUCCCAGCACCAAGGGUGCCUCUGCCUCACCACGAGAUCAUAAUACAAAGAACAUGUAGCGAAUGCUUAAGGAUUUGUUUCUUAUAAUAAUUUGCAAAGUUUGAA
This is a messenger RNA of Musa acuminata subsp. malaccensis (wild Malaysian banana), 1868 nucleotides long. Its product is annotated as WRKY transcription factor 72A. Gene Ontology annotation, biological process: regulation of DNA-templated transcription. The record is from RefSeq and is a predicted model, not a curated record. Gene Ontology annotation, molecular function: DNA-binding transcription factor activity; sequence-specific DNA binding. Lineage: Eukaryota; Viridiplantae; Streptophyta; Magnoliopsida; Zingiberales; Musaceae.